Molecule: messenger RNA, 5054 nt
Organism: Eleginops maclovinus (Patagonian blennie)
Lineage: Eukaryota; Metazoa; Chordata; Actinopteri; Perciformes; Eleginopidae
Gene: ccdc18
Product: coiled-coil domain containing 18
Exons: 26
Coding region: 396-4793 (1465 amino acids)
Source: RefSeq, a predicted model, not a curated record
UUCUACAUGGGUAUCCCGUAAAGAGUUGAACUAGAAUUUUCAAUUACAAAUAUUGUAAGCGUUUACAGUGACAGGAAACAUUUACUCUUACAUUCCGAACUUAAAUGUUUUCAGUGAGGUUGUUUGGUAGUUCAUAGACUUUAUAACGAAAAUGCGAAUUAGCCAUCCACCUGUGGGGCAUCUUUGUUUACAUUUACCGAGCGUAGCUAAGCUAGUUGCUAGUUUGCCAUGCUAACUAGACACUUAACGACAUGUUGAAGAGCUAACUUAGUUGUGAGUGUUCUUUACUUUUCCAAACAUUCACACACGUUGUAAAUGUUGCAACUUAAAGCCAACCUCAUCAAGUCGACAAGUUGUUGAGUAGCUGGAGUAACCAUGUACUCAUCAUCACUCUAAUGUUUGAGAACGAGAGGAGUUUAACCAGAGAUGUGGUCAGUCUGAGGAGUCUGCUUAGACCGACAGAGCUCAGUCUGCACAGUGUGGCUCACAAACUGAGUCAGCCAGGAGGACAUGACCACAGAUGUGAGUGUGAGCAGAAGGGUCCUGAGCGCCUAACCUUAACCGACUUGCAGACACCUGAUGCUCCUCCAUCCCAGUCGGGCUGUGUUUACCAGGAGAGUCCUGUCAGUGGGACGGCUGAGAGAAGUGCUGCUGCUGGCAGUCUCAGCCCACCUUCCCCACACUCUCAAUCUGCCAGCUCAAUAGAGAUGGAGUCUUUUUCUACGAGGAUGAAUGGGGGGGGUGUGCGUCAGGAAAACGCCUGUCUGAGCGUGCAUGAUGAACAAAUGCAGCUCAUCAGCGACCUUGAUGCCAUGCAGUAUGACCUCUCCUCCUCCUCCUCCAGGCCUCAGGGCCGCCUCAGAGGCCCCAGGCUGGGGGUUAAAAGCAGUGUGACAGUCCUGAGUGAGCAGAUUCGUCAGCUUCAAGCAGAGCUGGAGACUCAAGCUGCAGAACUAAAGGCAGCAGAGCUGAGGGCAGACUGCGGUCAGGAGGCAGCCGCUCACAGUGACAUUUUGGUGGCGAGUCUCACGGAGGACGUGAGCGCACUCAGAGAAGAGCUGGACACCAAGACCUCUCUGUGCAGACGGGCUGAGCAACAAAGGAACCAAGCACUUCAAAAUGCAGAGAAACUCCAAGAAGCCUUCAAAGAGUAUAAGGCUACUGUUUCCGUUAAACUUCAGAGGGUGAUGGAGAGUGAGAGCAAACUGAAAGAGAGUCUUACUGAGUGUGACAGAGAGAAAGAGGAGCUGGAGGUGAAGUGCACUCUGCUGGAGAGGGUAAAGGUCGAACAGGGUCAGACAAUCUGCCAGCUGACGGAGGAGGCGCGGCAGGCCAGGUCUGCGGCUGCUGGCCUGCAGGCUCAGCUGGAGGAGGCCGGACGAAAGGCCUUACAGCUGGAAAGGCAGCUUACGGAGCGGGGCGCUGAGUUCAGGGAGCUGGCCUCUCUGCGAAAGGAUCUGGAAACCCUGCGAACUCUGACCCAGAGGCAGGAGCAGAGCCUGGCCCAGAGCCAGAGAGAGGCCCAGCAGAGUCAGGCAGAGCUGGCCGGCCUGGAGGCCACACUGAACGUGCUGCAUCUACGAGAGGGUGCUGUGGGGACGCUGUGUGUCAGGCCCUGCAUGCUUCCCCCAGUGGACUAUUCAGGAACUGCACACCUACUGAAUCUAAAGCCAGGUGAAGGUUACCAGCAGCUGCUGCGAGUGCUGCAGGCGAUGGAGUCUGAGCGGAGCAGACAGAGCAGCCUGGCGGAGCGGCUGCAGGAGCGUCUGAGCAGAUCCCAGGAGGAGGUCUCCUCCCUGCAGAGCUCCAUAGCCCAGAGAGUCUGCCACUACCAGAGCCUCCACACAGAGCUGUUGGACAAAGUCAGCCAGACCACCGACAGAGAGAAGGAGCUGAAAAGAAAAAGUGCACGUGUGGCUGCGCUGGAGAAACAGCUACAGGAGAAAACCGCUGCCUACAGCCAGGCUGCCCUGACCAACACUGAGCUGGAGACUCAGCUACUGGAGAAAACGGGCACUGUUCAGCAUUACCAGUCAAUGAUGAGUAGAAAGCAGAGGGAGUACCAGCAGUCUUUGGAGCAGUGUAAAAACUCUCAUUCGCAACAACUGACGGAGCAUCAGCACAGAAUAGAAAUGCUGCAGCUGUGUGUGGAGGAGGCUCAGUCUCGGUUGUUGGAGAUGGGGCAGAAUCUAAGCUCGGUCCAGAAGGAGAGAGACGAGGCUCAGGAAGUUGCUCUCCUGCUGCAGAGCUCCGUGGAACAACUCACACAGCAGAGGCAGGAUGAAGUGCAACACAACGAGGAGCUGCUGAAGAGUUUCGAGGAGCAGGCGACUCAGUCUGCCACCAAGGCGCGUGAACUGCAGACGUCUCUAUCAGAGUGCAGAGAAGAGCUGAGCUUCUACCUGCAGCAGAUGGAGGAGGUGAAGAAGAGCUAUGAGAGUGAGCUGCAGAAGAACAAAGACAAGGUGUCCUCCCUGCAGGAGAAGCUGCACAGCACCACCCUGGUGUGCCAGAGCUCUGGAGAGCAGAACCUGCAGCUGCAGCUCUCUCUGCAGCAGCAGCAGACCAUGCUGACAGAGAGCUCUGCUCACAUCUCUGAGCUGGAGGAGAGUCAGAGCCAGCUACAGAAACAGGUGUCCACCCUGGAGCAGCAACUGGAGCGAGCCCGGGCCGCUCUGCAGGGCGAGGCGAGGAGUAGGGAGCAGGACACCCAGCACAGGGAGGAGGAGCUGCAGAAGGUCAGCCAGCAGAACACACAGCUGUUGGAGUGUGUCGGCCAUCUGAAAUCAGAGAUGGUCAAGUGUCGAGGGGAGCUGGAUUCUAAAGAUUCGGAGCUGCAGCGCCUGCGGAGGGAUGUCACCGUCAAGGCUUCUCAGAUCAGCUGCAUGGACGAGAGCCUGCAGCAGCUGAGGAGCCAGCUCAACAGCAAGAGUGACACGGUGAUGGAUCUGGAGGAGAAGCUGCACCGCUGUGAGGCCAACCGGAACAACGUCUCCCAGCGACUGCAGGUCCUGGAGGGGCAGCUGCAGGCGGUACGCGCAGAGCUGAGCGAGACUCUGGAGCAGCUACGGGAACUCCGAGACGUCCUGCAAAGAACCCAGACUACCGCAGACGAGCGGCAAGCCUCGGUGGAAAAACUGACUAUCCAACUUAGUGAGACCCAGAGGGAGCUGGAGGAGAGGACUCAUGAGGUCUUAGACAUGGACAAUGCACUGAAGGAGAGACAGGGGGAGCUCCAACAGAGAGCACAGCUGCUGGGUCACCUGGAAGUGACCAUUAGGGAGCACAAGCAGGAGAUGGAGAGGAAGGUGGAGUCACUGCAGCAGAACCUGGAGGCCAGAGAGAAAGAGCUGAGGGACACACAGAGGGAGCUCACACAAAGAAACAUGAAGGAAUCCCAGGAGCGUGAUCAGCAGCUGCGUGUGUGUCAGCAAAAGCUUCACACGGUACAGCAACAACUUGAGGAAGCUGAACGUCGCUGUGAGGAUUUAUCCAGAGAGCUGCACGCCACCAAGCUGCAGAACACAGAGAAGGAGGUCCGGCUGUGUGAGCUGGAGGAGGAGCUGGCUCUGAAGCUGCAGCUGGAGGCCGGGCUGCAGAGCAUGGUCACCUCUUUAGAGCAGGAGCUGGAGCAGGAGAGGGAGCAGCACAGCAAGGAGCUGGAGUCCCUGCAGCAGAAUCGAGGUCAGCUCCUCAAAGUCUCCGAGCAGAUCUCCUCCACUAUGCUAUCCUCUCAGGAGCAGCUCGCCUCUAAACUCCAGCAGAGCCAGAACCAACUGGAGCAAACCAAAACGAAGCUGGACCAAACCAAAGACGAGCUGGAUCGCGCCCGGAGCCAAGCCGGUCUCCUCCAAACCCAGAGAGGCCUGGCUGAGACGCAGCUCCAUCAGAGUGCAGCUCAGCUGGAGCAGAGCAGGGUUCUGUACGAGCAGACCCGGGCCCAGAACACUCAGCUCCACAACCAGCUGGAGCAGCUCAGCGCCCAGUUACAGCACACCAGAGUCCAGCUGCAGGCCUCCAGGAGGAACAUGGAGACCUCUGACGAGUCUCUGCUCAUCAAGGAGUCGGAGGUGACCCGUCUCCAGGCCAGGAUUUCCAGCCUGGAUCGAGCUGCUGAGCGGCAGCAUCACCUGUACAGUCACACCCUCUCCCUCCCCGCUCUGCACACAUUCACACACUCUUCAGAGAACUCCUCCCCUCCUUGCUCCCCCCAUAAGCCUCAAGCAACCCUCCCCUCUCCUCAGCACGGUCACUCACCUCAACCUCGCUUAUCACCCCCGCCUCACACCUACCUUCCUCCAGCCUCCGCCCCUCGUCUCUUCAACCAAUCCUGCAACUGGCUGAGCAACAGUGUGGACUCCUCUCUGGAUCUCCCCUUGAGCCUGAAGGAAACACUGAAGGAGGCUCUGAGCAAGCAUCCGUGGGAGUCCCCCCCCUCCGUCUCCUCUUUCCCUGACACAGUGGACCACAGCUGGCAGGGUCUCAGCGCCGUGGAGACUACAGCUACUUCUGACCUCUCCUUCAACCCUCUUACAUACAUGCAAGAACACAGAAACAUGGAAGAUACCUCCAUGCAGCUGGGAGACGAGGAGCUGAUCAGUGAGUCCAGGAGGGAGUCUGUGAACACGCUGGUGGGGGAGGAGGUGGAGAUGGACAUGAGUUCACUGACAGGGAUGCUGAGGUUUGUUAACAAGACGUUAGCCAUGCAGGAGGACGCGUCUUUAUGGAGCUCAACAGGGCCGUCACAGAGUGGACGCAGCCUCGCACUGCAGAGGAAAGUCAAGGAGACAUGAAGCUGUGCUGCCAAGAACACGUCAGAGAGAAAGUCUGUUCACACUGCGGUGUCAGUGUACAUGUAAUUAACAUCUCAUUUAAUCUGUCCUGAUGGCGUUAAUCUGUCAAACAUUGAGUUAAGAUGACUACUAUUUAGUCUGUAAAUGAUCUACUGUGAUGUUCCGUACAGUAUGAAUGUAGCAUUUCAUUUUCUAUCUUUUUCUAACUGAUAUUUAUAUAUUUUUUUCACAAUUUUAAAUAAACUAAGUGAAUAAAAAGUA